Chelonus insularis is the source of this 1326-nucleotide messenger RNA. It is a transcript of the gene Nurf-38, whose product is annotated as Inorganic pyrophosphatase Nurf-38. The record is from RefSeq and is a predicted model, not a curated record. The transcript is spliced from 8 exons. Gene Ontology annotation, biological process: phosphate-containing compound metabolic process. Gene Ontology annotation, molecular function: magnesium ion binding; inorganic diphosphate phosphatase activity. The coding region runs from base 16 to 1017 and encodes 333 amino acids. Lineage: Eukaryota; Metazoa; Arthropoda; Insecta; Hymenoptera; Braconidae. Gene Ontology annotation, cellular component: cytoplasm.
CCGUCAGAUGUCACAAUGGCAGCCGUAACGAGUUUACACGUGUUUCGUAGCUUCAGUUUAAACAGAUUUGUCUUUCCAUUUCGAUUAGUAACAAAAAGACGUUUGAAUAGCUCUAGACAGUUAUUACAAAUUAAAAAACCAAAAUUAACAAUGUCUUAUUCAACGGUAGAGCGUGGUGCACCAAACACUACAGAUUUCCGAAUAUACUUUAGAAAUGACGAAAGUCCUAUCUCACCCAUGCACGAUAUACCUCUCUAUGCUGACGAAGGUAACAAAAUCUUUCACAUGAUUGUUGAGAUUCCACGAUGGACAAAUGCAAAAAUGGAAAUUAAUUUGAAAGAACAAUUAAAUCCAAUUAAGCAAGAUGUCAAAAAAGGGAAGCUUCGAUUUGUACCUAAUUGUUUCCCUCAUCAUGGAUAUAUUUGGAAUUACGGUGCAAUUCCUCAGACUUGGGAAAAUCCGGAAGUACUUGACGAAGCUACCGGUUUCAAAGGAGAUAAUGAUCCCAUUGAUGUUCUUGAAAUUGGUUACCGGGUAGCAAAGAGAGGAGAAGUUUUGAAAGUUAAAGUUCUUGGUACUGUAGCUCUAAUUGAUGAAGGUGAAACUGAUUGGAAAAUUAUAGUUAUCAAUGUUGAUGAUCCGUUAGCAGAGCAGAUGAAUGAUAUCGGAGAUGUGGAAAAACACUAUCCUGGUUUAUUGAAGGCAACAAUUGAGUGGUUUAAAAUUUAUAAAAUUCCUGAUGGAAAACCAGAAAAUCAAUUUGCUUUUAAUGGUGAAGCAAAACCUCGUGAUUUUGCUUUACACAUUAUAGAAGAAGUUCACGAGCACUGGAAAAAUCUUAUCAAACGUGAGACUGAAACUUCUGGAAUUUCAUGUAUGAAUUUAACUGUGGAUGGGAGCCCAUUUAAAAUUGAUGCAAGUGCAGCUGAAGAUAUUUUAAAUCAAGCCCCUGAACCUGCUGAGCCUGAACAACCAGAGCCAACUGUUGAUAAAUGGCAUUACGUGCAUCUUAAGUGAAGAUGCAAACAUUAAAACACGAAGGACAAGGUGAUAAGAUCGGAAAUAAAUUAACUGUAACGCAAUGCAGGUUUUUUCUUCUGUAUGUACUGAUUAUCUAUCUUGCGCAUAACAAAUUCCAUGAUAUUGUUAAUUAAGUUCUAUUGUAAUUACAUUGAGAACAAUCAUUUAUUGCACAGCAAAAAGAAGGUACAUUAGAUGUAACAAUUGCAUUUCAAUUUAAACACUAACUGCUUUAUAAAACAAAUUUGUAUCGUGGAAAGUACAAGAUUAAUGAAAAUAAAAAAUAGUGAGAAUUGAGGUAAUUAA